Molecule: messenger RNA, 1614 nt
Organism: Penaeus vannamei (Pacific white shrimp)
Lineage: Eukaryota; Metazoa; Arthropoda; Malacostraca; Decapoda; Penaeidae
Product: tigger transposable element-derived protein 1
Cellular component (GO): nucleus
Molecular function (GO): DNA binding
Source: RefSeq, a predicted model, not a curated record
ACAGUUAUUAAUUUUAUGGCAUAUUUUAUGUUUCAGGAGAGUUAUUCUUGUAGCGAUCUGGAAAAUGAUGGAGAUGACUUCUUGGAAAUAAAGCAUGAGCCCUUGGAAAUCUACAUCUCGGAGGAUGAAAGCGAGAAAAACAUCAGUGGAACCAGCUAUCAUGAUGUGAUGUAUGACAUCAGCCAAGAUAACACACUGGGUCCUGUGAUAAUGACAUGUGAAGGGGCCUACCAGUCUCAGAUCAUGUUCCCAGGCAACACCAGAGCAGAAUCCUACCUUAUGCAGCUGCAGCAGGUUGUGCAGGAGGGUGGAUAUACUCCAGAUCAAGUGUUCUAUGCAAGCAAGACUGGCCUUUUUUGGAAACGUCUGCCCUCCAACACCUUCAUCUCCAAGGUUGAGAUGUCUUCUCCAGGCUAUAAGGCCAGAAAUGACAGAUUUACCCUCCUCCUAUGUACGAAUAUGUCUGGAAACUUAAGACUGAAGCCACUGCUUGUUUAUCACACUGUUAAGCCAAGGGAUCUCAAUGUGACAUCAUACCAGAUGUUGCCUGUACACUGGAGAUUUGACAGAAAAGCCAGUAUGACUACCAUGUUGUUUGAAGACUGGUUUGUUAACUGUGCCAUUCCAGAAGUUUCAGCUUAUUGUAAGAUGAAGAACCUUGAAGAAAAGGCCUUAAUCUUAGUGGACAGUGUUAUUAACCAGCCUGAACUUGUUAAUGAGUUUCAUCCAAAUAUCAAAGUCAUGUUCCUGCAAAGCAAUAUUUCCUCUCUCUUACAGCCUGUGGACCAGGGUGUUAUAGCACAGUUUAAAAGGAUUUAUACCAAGUCCCUCUUGCAGAAGUUGAUGUUCUUCACAGAAGGUAGGGAUGAAGAACUAGUCGAGAGUUUCUGGUCAAACUACAGCAUGAAGGAGGCGCUCUUCAACAUCAGAGAUAGCUGGAUGUCUGUUGAGAUUCCAGUGUUCAAUGAAAUCUGGAGGAGUGUGUGUCCCCACAGCAUCCAUGAUUUUGUUGGCUUCCCUAAUAUCACAAGAGAAAUCCAGGAGAUCAUUGAACUUGCUAACAAGAUUCCUGGUCGGGGCUUUGCAGAAAUCACAGAGGAUGAUAUCAUGGAGCACUUGGAGUCCCAUAUGGAAGAACUUACAGCUGAAGAAGUGGCAGAGCAGGUUAAGGCCUCCCAGGAAGAUGAUGAUGACCAAGAAAUUACUGCAGCCUCAUCUAUGUUGACCUCUUCAGAACUCAAGCAGGUGAUCAAGGUACUCUACGAAACAGAGCAGGUCUUGAUAGAGAAAGAAAGGAACCCCUUCCGAUUGGAACACAGCUUGCCUCAUCUUAAGAGCUUAAAGGCCAUCUACAUUGAUGCUCUGAAGAAAACAGAAAAGAGACAAUCUGGUACUUCAUACUGUAAAGCAUAGGAAGUUCAAUUCUCUUUAGAUAUAAUCAUGGUGAUUCUAGGCCAUUUACACUGAUGCAUUAAAAAAAAAACAAGAGGCUGUCAAACCCUCCACUGACUUUAAAGUAUAGAUUGUUCUUAAGUUAUUUUCAAGGAUUAUAGUUUUGGAAAUUAAAAAUAUGAGAUUUAUUGUGAGGUAGCAUAUAAUAGUUUUAACGAAUGA